GAACGUCAUCGCUCAAACGUAAACAAGGAAGUAACCUUGCAAGACUGUGAAUGGGCCGAGCGCUCUGUUUUACUUGAAUUCAUAUAUAUUUGAACUCUUACUUGUAUUUGAAUAUAUUUUAAGUUUGUAUUUAUACACGUAACCAAGCACUUGAAGCAUACAAUCCAGAUUCAGGACCGAUAAUUCCGAUUUGUUAAAGCGCACUGGGAUUUCGUUGGUAACAAGCAGGGAUCUGCUAUAAUGUCAUCACCUGUGGAUGUUAUCGUGGUUGGAGCUGGUAACAGAGGAGAAAAUUAUUCGAACUAUGCUGUGAUCUUUCCUGAGCGAAUGCGGGUUGUGGGAAUUGCUGACCCCAGGGAUUUUGCUCGAAAGAAACUUCAGGCACGUCACAAAGUAGCUGAUGAAAACACUUUCAAUGAUUGGCAUUGCAUAGUAGAGAAAGAGAAAUUUGCAGAUGCAGUAUUGAUCUGCUCUCCUGAUCGUCUUCACAAGGACCCUGCCGUGGCUUUAGCUAAGAAAGGCUACCAUGUAUUGCUGGAAAAACCAAUGGCUGUUACAGAGGAGGACUGCACAGAGAUUGUAGAGGCUUGCAUUCAGAGUGGUGUCAUGCUCACAGUGUGCCAUGUUCUCCGAUACGACCCUGUCAUCCACAGAAUUAAAGGGCUGAUUGACAGCGGUGUGAUUGGCGAUGUCAUCCACAUUCAACAUCUGGAACCAGUGGGGUUCUAUCAUUUUGCUCACUCCUUUGUCAGAGGGAACUGGAGAAACGAGGCGGAAAGCUCUUUUGCUCUGCUAGCCAAAUCCUGCCAUGAUUUGGAUCUGAUUCAUCACUGGGCUGGUGGACGAAGGUGUAUCAAAGUUUCAUCAUUUGGGUCUCUUAGCCACUUCACAAAAGAGAACAAGCCAGCAAAUGCUGCGAAUCGCUGUAUAGACUGUCCUGUAGAGGGGGAUUGUGCAUACUCGGCAAAGAAAAUCUACUUGGAUCAAGUGAAAAGAGGAGGUGUUGGCUGGCCAGUGUCAGUGAUUUGCUCCAACUCAGUUCCUGAUAUUGAAUCUGUGACUGAAGCCCUCAGAACAGGACCUUACGGCCGCUGUGUGUAUGAAUGUGACAACGAUGUGUGCUCAAAUCAGGUAGUGAACAUGGAAUUUGAAGGAGGCUUGACUGCUGCAUUCACCAUGGUAGCAUUUACAGAGGAAAUAUGUCUUCGCAAAACAUCUAUCCAUGGUAGUAAGGGGGAACUGUCCUACAAUGGAUAUGAGAUCAAAGUGUUCGACUUCCUUACUAGAAAGACCACAAAAUACACCGCAGACAUGAAAGUUCCAGGUAACUUUGGUACUGGGGGUCACGGGGCAGCAGAUUAUCACCUUAUCGACUCCUUCAUUGCAGCUGUGAAGCAUAAGGACCCAUCUCGGAUUAGGUCAGGUCCUAAAGAGACAUUAGCAAGUCAUAAGCUAGUGUUUGCUGCUGAACGCGCACGCAUGGAAAGCAGGGUUGUGUUCUGUGACUACCCAUGUGAAGGAGAGAGCAGUUAAAUGUUUUUAUGUAUGAGAAAACCAAAUCUACACAGUGUGGAUUUAUUUUAUAUUUCACUACAUAU
Molecule: messenger RNA, 1598 nt
Organism: Carassius carassius (crucian carp)
Lineage: Eukaryota; Metazoa; Chordata; Actinopteri; Cypriniformes; Cyprinidae
Product: 4-carboxy-2-hydroxymuconate-6-semialdehyde dehydrogenase-like
Exons: 14
Coding region: 241-1533 (430 amino acids)
Molecular function (GO): nucleotide binding
Source: RefSeq, a predicted model, not a curated record